AUGAGUACGUCACUAGGCCCAAGAGAGCUCUUCGGAGGUGCUAUAGCACUAGAUCUGCCAAGAGAUUACAUCGAUGCCAGUGAUCUACGCCAAAUCCCUGAUAAUCAAGAAGUCUUCUUGUCUUCCACCUCGGACACAGCGGUUGUCUUAGAGGUAUUAGGGAUGGUCGAAGAUGGAUUGGCAAGUACAGAUUUGUGGGAAGCGAUCAAAUUUCACUUCUCUUCAAUAGCUCAUGACAACGCCUCACUCCAGUCAACAAUAUUGACUGCCGCUCCAACAUCAACGAUACCAUCUAAACCAUCGCCACUAGAAAGUGCCAGUACACCUAGUCCUAUAACGUUAAGUGGUAUCCAACGUAUACAUAAAUUCUCUCAUGACGCUUCCGGUGCACCUAGACCGGGUCAUGAGAGUGAUUCUCCUGAUGAAGUUUGGAUUGGAGUGGGGUUAUGGAGGAUAUGGCUUGAACAAAGUGGAAGCGAACGAACGAAGAAAAAAGCGGAUUUGGUUUUGAGUGUCAAUGUUAAUUUGUCAGACGAAUCUGGAGUUGGGAAUAUAGAAAGAGAAAAAGUCGAAGAAUGGUUUAAAAGAGCAGUGGAAAGUUUGCAAAUAAUAGAUUUCGCUUUAUUCGGUGAUAUCGUAGAAUAG
Molecule: messenger RNA, 645 nt
Organism: Kwoniella shivajii
Lineage: Eukaryota; Fungi; Basidiomycota; Tremellomycetes; Tremellales; Cryptococcaceae
Exons: 3
Coding region: 1-645 (214 amino acids)
Biological process (GO): protein import into nucleus
Cellular component (GO): nucleus
Molecular function (GO): small GTPase binding; guanyl-nucleotide exchange factor activity
Source: RefSeq, a predicted model, not a curated record